Messenger RNA from Phaethon lepturus (White-tailed tropicbird), 1990 nucleotides. RefSeq names its product family with sequence similarity 46, member C (gene TENT5C). Bases 25 to 1197 code for a protein of 390 amino acids. Gene Ontology annotation, biological process: mRNA stabilization. The record is from RefSeq and is a predicted model, not a curated record. Gene Ontology annotation, molecular function: RNA binding; poly(A) RNA polymerase activity. Lineage: Eukaryota; Metazoa; Chordata; Aves; Phaethontiformes; Phaethontidae. The transcript has a single exon.
UCUUUGGAGAAGAAAAACCUUAAGAUGGCAGGCAAAGGAAGUAACACAGACUGCAUGUCAUGCAGUGUACUGAACUGGGAGCAGGUCAGCCGUCUGCAUGAGGUUCUUACAGAGGUGGUGCCGAUCCAUGGACGAGGUAACUUCCCAACGCUGAAGAUAACUCUGAAGGACAUUGUUCAGACUGUUCGGAGUAGGCUGAGUGAAGCAGGCAUUGUGGUACAUGAUGUCCGUCUGAAUGGCUCUGCAGCUGGUCAUGUCCUAGUCAAGGAUAAUGGGCUGGGAUGCAAAGACCUGGAUCUCAUUUUUCAAGUCUCUCUUCCAAGUGAGGCAGAGUUUCAGUUAGUUCGAGAUGUGGUGUUGCGAUCCCUCUUGAAUUUCUUGCCAGAAGGAGUAAGCAAGCUAAAAAUCAGUCCGGUAACACUGAAGGAAGCCUACAUCCAGAAGCUAGUCAAAGUGUCCACAGAGUCUGACCGCUGGAGCUUGAUAUCUCUUUCCAACAAACAUGGCAGGAACGUGGAGCUGAAGUUUGUAGACUGUAUAAGGCGACAGUUUGAGUUCAGUGUGGACUCUUUCCAAAUCAUACUGGACUCCCUGCUCUUUUACUAUGACUACUCAGAAACCCCCAUGUCGGAGCACUUCCAUCCAACUGUGAUUGGGGAGAGUAUGUAUGGUGACUUUGAAGCAGCUUUUGAUCACCUCCAGAACAAGCUGAUAGCUACCAAAAAUCCUGAAGAGAUCCGAGGUGGUGGGCUUCUGAAGUAUAGUAACCUCUUAGUACGAGACUUCAGGCCCAUGGAUAAGCAUGAGAUCAAAACAUUAGAGCGCUACAUGUGCUCCCGAUUCUUCAUAGACUUCCCAGACAUCCUGGAUCAGCAGCGCAAACUAGAGACCUAUCUCCAGAACCACUUCUCCAAAGAAGAAAGGAGCAAAUAUGACUACCUCAUGAUUCUGCGCAGGGUGGUGAAUGAGAGCACAGUCUGUCUCAUGGGACAUGAGCGGAGGCAGACUCUCAACUUGAUUUCUCUGCUAGCACUCAAAGUACUGGCAGAACAAAAUAUCAUCCCUAAUGCCACUAAUGUUACCUGUUACUACCAGCCAGCACCUUAUGUUAGCGAUGUGAACUUCAGCAACUACUAUCUUGCAAAUGCUCCUGUGCCGUACAGCCAGUCCUACCCCACUUGGUUGCCUUGCAAUUGAUUGUUUCACUUGGGCAUUCUUGAGUGGAGGCAACUGAAGGCCAAGAUUCUGAGUGUAUAUAUAGACAAGUAAUAACUGUCACUUGGAGGUUUUCUAAUGGAAACAUGACUGCAUUGGACUGUUCAUUUCCUGGUGUGCAGUAGGAAUAUGCAACCAGGUGACCUGCAAUGACCCUUUCAGUAUAUCUCUACAAAUGCCAAGAAGCCUUAUUUCCCCUUCAUUAGGAGAAGAGAACCAGCAGCCAAAUGUUAAGAGGACUACUAGUUCUGGAAGUGGCUAUUAACAUGCGAUCUAAGUGGACUAUUCAGUAAACUGGGUUAGUUAAUAGAGGAAAAACUGUAAAGUGUCUUGAGCAGAGCAGAAGCCACUCCUGGAAUAGCAGCAAAACUCUGCUUUCUAUUGCCUAACCUCAUUAUUCUACACUUCCUCAGUUCAAGAUCUGGCCAACUUUCUAUUGAACUAAUCGUGCGGGAGUGGGCUCUGUCAUGCUUGGGAUGCUUCUACUUUCUGGCUGUGUAGAACUAGUAACAGUAUGGAUACUGUCUGUCUUGUAGAGGGCCUAAAUGUUGUUUCCUGUAGUACCUAGGGAUAUAUGGUCCUGCCUCAAGUUCAAGAUUAAUUUCUUGGAAGUUGAAGAUGGAUUAGUAAGUCUAUCUCUAACCCAUGAGCUGGCUAAAUUAUUCUUGAGUACAAAAAUUUGGAAGAUGGCAUCUCUAAACAUGCACCAAAACAUGAUUUAAAACUUGCUAAUGUGAAAAGUUCUUGAAAUGAGGAAUUGAAGACUUAAAUAGAA